UGUGUAUACAGGGAGAGAUGUUUUGCAUGCCAAGUUACUUCCAGGUCCAUCGUUGGUGGGGUUCAGAGCACUCUUAGGUUGCAGGUGAACUAUACAUCCCAGUACUUACAACUCCUAUAAAUCAUGACGAAUCUCCCCAAACCUCUCUCUCCAGUAUGUUCAGUUGCUGAUCCAAUUCCUCUGUUUGCUGUGUGCUGUAGGAAAGAAUAGGAAAGGGUUAAGGGAGAGGCAGUGGGCGGGGUCAUGCUAAUUCUAUUGAGAGAGAUUGAGAAACACUGGGAUGCCUGUGGUGGAGGAAAAACAGAAAAUCUAGGAUGGAAUUGUCCCUGUAUGAAAGCCUUGACUUGGGUGGUGGGCAGGAUGGUGUUUGUGGGGGACAUUGACAGGGCACUUGGACAUGUUCAUGGCAUUUUCUAUAACUGGGGUGUCUGUGGUGGAGGAAAAACAGAAAAUCUAGGAUGGAAUUGUCCCUGUAGGAAAGCCUUGACUUGGGUGGUGGGCAGGAUGGUGUUUGUGGGGGACAUUGGCAGGGCACUUGGACAUGUUCACGGCACUCGCUAUAACUGGGGUGUCUGUGUUGGAGGAAAAACAGAAAAUCUAGGAUGGAAUUGUCCCUGUAUGGAAGUCUUGACUUGGGUUGUGGGCAGGAUGGUGUUUAUGGGGAACAUUGACAGGGCUCUUGGACAUGUUCAUGGCAUGCUCUAUAACUGAGGUGUCUGUGGUGGAGGAAAUACAUGAAAUCUAGGAGGAAAUUGUCUCUGAAACUUGGGUGGUGGGCAGGAUGGUGUUUGUGGGGGACAUUGGCAGGGCUCGUGGACAUGUUCACAGCGCUUUCUAUAACUGGGGUGUCUGUGGUGGAGGAAAUACAUGAAAUCUAGGAGGAAAUUAUCCCUGAAUAUUGAGUGGUGGGCAGGAUGCUGUUUGUGUGGGACAUUGACAGGGCUCUUGGAUAUGUUCACGGCGCUCUCUAUAACUGGAGUGUCUGUGGUGGAGGAAAUACAUGAAAUCUAGGAGGAAAUUAUCCCUGAAACCUGAGUGGUGGGCAGGAUGCUGUUUGUGGGGGACAUUGGCAGGGCUCUUGGACAUGUUCACAGCAUGCGCUAUAACUGGGGUGUCUGUGGUGGAGGAAAUACAUGAAAUCUAGGAGGAAAUUGUCCCUGAAACUUGGGUGGUGGGCAGGAUGGUGUUUGUGGGGGACAUUGACAGGGCUCUUGGACAUGUUCACGGCGCUCUCUAUAACUGGGGUGUCUGUGGUGGAGGAAAUGCAUGCAAUCUAAGAUGAAAUUAUUUUCUUUCCCACCUUGCCCUUUCCCGACACCCACUCCCUGCCCCAUAGACCCCUAGCUAGACCAUGGCCUUGCCCCCUCCAAGGGUCUCUCUCUUCUCGCCCAGCCAGGUGGCCCGGGUCUGCGAGGCCCUGCAGGAGACGGGGGAGUUUGAGCGCCUGGCCCGCCUGCUGUGGUCCCUGCCGCCCUCCCUGGCCUUCCGCCCUCCCGAGGCCCACGCCUGCGGGGCCCACGCCGCCUGCCGUGACCUGGAGAUGCUCGGGGGGCCCCUCCCGGCGGGCGCAUGGCUGGCCCCCUACCACGGCCCGGCCGGCUCCUUCCCCCGGGAGCCCUUGGGGUCUCUGUGCCCGGCUGGGUUCCUGCCAGACCCGCUGCCUCCUCCGGCCCAGAAGAAGACCUCUGCUUUGGCCCAUGACGCCGAGCAGAAGGCCAACGGUUUCAAGGAAAGGACGCGCAACCUGCUCCGGGAAUGGUACCUGCAGGAUCCGUACCCGAACCCUUCCCGCAAGAGGCACCUCGCCCAGGCCACCGGGCUCACUCCCACCCAAGUGGGCAACUGGUUCAAGAACCGCCGGCAGAGAGACCGGGCCGCUUCGGCCAAACACAGGCUGCAAAAGGAGCUGUGCGUCCAGACGAAAGAGCCUCUUCUCCCUUCGCCGGGACCCGAGAGCCUGAGUGACCCUCCUUGCCUUUUGGAGGACGGCAGUGAGCCAAAGGAGGCCACUUCACCCUCCGGCGGAGAGGAAGCAACGAAGAAGAGCUGGGAAGACUGAUCCUCCCGACAAAUGGGUCUCAGCCGAACCAAGAAACGAUGUGGCCGGAGAGUGUGGGGACUGAGGAAUGGGUCUCGAAGGGGUGCGUCAGGAUCCUGCCCCCCUUUCGGCAUCAAGAAUGGGAUGAAAACGUUGUGACGAAUGACCGGUUUGGAUGGAGUGCAUUGAAGGGGGGGUGUUAGGAAGGGAGAGAGGGCAUCGGGUGCUGUGGUUUGGCCUUGAGUUGCUGGCCACUGUCUCAUAAGUGUGUUGACUUAUCUACAUAAUGCAUUUACAAGGUGCCUCAGCACAACACUAGUGAGCAGCCAACGAAAGUCAUAGUAAGAUCGAGAGUGCUGUGUAUGUAUGCCUUGAUAUAUCAAGCCUGGAUACAAGGGACAUUUAUUAAAGAUCUCCCCUGACGCACUUCUAGUUAUCACAGGACGCCGAAACUGCACACGUGUCACGAUAUACAUCUCUAUAGGUGACAUGCCAAUUGACAACUUGGAACGCAUCACGGUCUUGAUUUUUCAGCGGAAGUGGGGUGAGGCUUGAGAAUGGACCCAGUGAGUGGGAUAUAGAUCAGGCACCAAGUCACUUGACAACAAAGGAGACGUUCGUUUAUUCGAUGGGAUGACUGAGGUUCAUGGUGAUGUUUCCCCAUCAUUUGACAUAGUCAAGAACUGGCGUCGGACUCCAAUUCCAUGGCGAACGUCGUCACGUAAGUCACCCUUCACCACCGAGUCCAAAAUGUCAAGACGAGUGUGGGGUAAAAAAGCCACCCAAGACCAUCUUCACGUGCAUACGGGAUCUGUCUUGAUUUCCCUGUAAUAUUUCGCUGGGUUAGAAACAAACUGCCACGUCUUCAAAUCCACCGCUCGGCUUUUUUCAGAGAGCUUUUUAUAGAGGACGGCUUUGUGUCGGAAGGUGUCCCUUGCUUGACGGGCUGUCGAGCCCGAGUCUAAGAAAAGCGAGCUCCGUUGGCGGGCAGCAGAUGGAGCGCAGACCGAACACAACCCGAAUCGCAGCUCGUUCCAACUCACGGAAGAGAUUUCAGUCGAAAUGAUCAAUUAUCCGUUCAUCAGCAUAUGCACUUUUGGGCAAAGUGAGCUGCGGUAUCUAUAGCCACCAAGAUAGGACCUCUCUCUCUUUCUCUCUCUCUCUCGUUCUCUGCCGCUUUAAUUAAAACUCAGCCCUGUCCCAUUAAUCUGCUAAGCCAGUUAAGGCGCAAAAGGCUCUUUGGUGCCACGAGGGAACCCAGAUGGAAUAUUUGGGGGACACGUUUGGAUUCAAAGAGGGUUCAAAACCAGGCACGUCACUCUGUGAGAGCCAUGGAUAUAAACAUGGGUUGCUGUGAGUUUUCUGGGCUAUGUUCUGGAAGCAUUCUCUCCUGACGUUUCGCCCACAUCUAUGGCAGGCAUCCUCAGAGGUUGUGAGGUCUGUUGACACUUAGGCAAGUAGUGUAUAUAUUUCUGGACCUUGGGUUGCUGUGUUUUCCGGGCUGUCUGGACAUGUUCGAGAAGCAUUCUCUCCUGACGUUUCGCCCACAUCUAUGGCAGGCAUCCUCAGAGGUUGUGAGGUCUGUUGACAAUUAGGCAAGUAGUGUAUAUAUUUCUGGACCUUGGGUUACUGUGAGUUUUCCAGGCUGUCUGGACAUGUUCGAGAAGCAUUCUCUCCUGACGUUUCGCCCACAUCUAUGGCAGGCAUCCUCAGAGGUUGUGAGGUCUGUUGACAAUUAGGCAAGUAGUGUAUAUAUUUCUGGACCUUGGGUUACUGUGAGUUUUCCAGGCUGUCUGGACAUGUUCGAGAAGCAUUCUCUCCUGACGUUUCACACACAUCUGUGGCAGGCAUCCUCAGAGGUUGUGAGGUCUGUUGACAAUUAGGCAAGUAGUGUAUAUAUUUCUGGACCUUGGGUUACUGUGAGUUUUCCGGGCUGUCUGGACAUGUUCGAGAAGCAUUCUCUCCUGAUGUUUCGCCCACAUCUAUGGCUGGCAUCCUCAGAGGUUGUGAGGUCUGUUGGAAACUCGGCAAGUGGGGUUUAUAUUUCUGGACCUUGGGUUGCUGUGAGUUUUCACGGACCUCGCAGCCUCUGAGGAUGCCUGCCAUUGAACAUGUUUUCAAUGUUUUUAUAUUGUUGUUGUAUGCUUUGUCUUGAUGUAUUUAUUGCUGUGUUUGGAUUUGUUUUUAUAGUUGUAUUUUUGUAUUAUUUCGGCAUGGUCCCUUUGUAAGCUGCCCCCAGUCCCCUUGAGGAGAUGGGGCGGGAUAUAAGAAUAAAGUAUUAUUAUUAUUAUUGACACAACGACAUUGUAUGACACAGCAAACAAGAUAGAUAUUUCACAAAAUCACAAGUCGAACACUUCCCAAGUGUCUAGGACUGUGUGAUGUAUUUUCGGAUGAUGCGUGCAGAUCCCAGUCGGGUGGCCUUUUGCAGUUGGUAGAUCGUAAUUUUGUCAAUGUCUAUUGUUUCCAAAUGCCGGCUGAGAUCUUUUGGCACGGCACCCAGUGUGCCCAUCACCACCAGGACCACCUGCACUGGUUUCUGUCAGAGUCUUUGAAGUUCAAUCUUGAGGUCCUGAUAGCGGCUGCGUUUUUCCUGUUUUUUUUCGUCAAUGCGACUGUCACCUGGGAUGGCAACAUCAAUGAUCCAAACCUUUUUCUUUUCCACAACUGUGAUGUCUGGUGUGUUGUGUUCCAGAACUUUGUCAGUCUGGAUUCGGAAGUCCCACAGUAUCUUUGCAUGCUCAUUUUCCAAUACUUUUGCAGGUUUGUGAUCCCACCAGUUCUUUGCUGCUGGGAGGUGGUACUUGAGGCAUAAGUUCCAAUGAAUCAUUUGGGCCACAUAGUUGUGCCUCUGUUUGUAGUCUGUCUGUGCGAUUUUCUUACAGCAGCUGAGGAUAUGAUCCAUGGUUUCGUCGGUUUCCUUGCACAGUCUGCACUUUGGUUCAUCAGCUGAUUUUUCAAUCUUGGCCUGAAUUGCCUUUGUCCUGAUGUCUUGCUCCUGGGCUGCAAGGAUCAGGCCUUCUGUCUCCUUCUUCAGGGUCCCAUUCGUGAGCCAGAGCCAGGUCUUCUCCUUAUCAGAUUUUCCUUCAAUUUUGGAACUUUCCAUACAAUGUUUUGUUGUGCCAGCUGUCAGCUCUAGUUUGUAGUGCGGUUUUCUUGUACUGGGUUUUUGUCUUCUAUUAUUAUUAUUAUUGAUGUGUGAGAAGCCUCAGGAGAGAAUGCUUCCGGAACACAGACAGCCCAGAAAACUCACAGCAACCCAGAACAAUUUUUAAUGGAGACACAAGGAUUGUGGAUAUGAGGUCUGACUUAAAAAUCCCCAACCUGGUGAGCCAUCGCCAAGUCUCCUUGUCAGCUUUUCCUUCAAUUUUGGAACUUUCCAUGCAAUGUUUUGUUGUGCCAGCUGUCAGCUCUAGUUUGUAGUGCGGUUUUCUUGUACUGUUUUUUUUUUGGUCUGCUAUUAUUAUUAUUAUAGAUGUGUGAGAAGCGUUAGGAGAGAAUGCUUCCGGAACAUAGAGAGCCCAGAAAACUCACAGCAACCCAGAACAAAUUUGAAUCGAGACCCAAGGAUAUGAGGUCUGACUUUAAAAUCCCCAACCUCAAAGCCACAAGUGCUCCUGGGAUGCCCUUCCCAUUAUUGAGUGUACUAUUUAGGCCCAGGUAGCCACCAGCCGGGAUUCACGUGGAUGGCGAGAGGCGCAAAGGAACGGCGGGGAGCACCUGCUUUGUGCUGCCUCGGCUCUGCCUCCAUCUCCACCUCUCCCGGCAACGGUCUCCAUGGCAACGCGGGAAGGAUGCGGGUGCUCCAGGCGCGGAGGAUGGAUGGACGGAUGGAUGGAGGGGACCGGGCGGCCGCCACUAGCCGAGGGGAAGCGACUUACUUCCAGACGAUUGACUCCAUCUGCUUGGUGCCCGGCAGCAGUGGCACCUCCGUUUGGCAGCUGCGGAACCAAGCAAGCGAUGUGAUCCUGCUGUAAAAUAUUGAUCCAAACUCCAUAAUAAAACCCAACAAUAUUCA
This is a messenger RNA of Anolis carolinensis (green anole), 6056 nucleotides long. RefSeq names its product homeobox protein SIX3-like. The transcript has 3 exons. Lineage: Eukaryota; Metazoa; Chordata; Lepidosauria; Squamata; Anolidae. Gene Ontology annotation, molecular function: DNA-binding transcription factor activity, RNA polymerase II-specific; RNA polymerase II cis-regulatory region sequence-specific DNA binding. The coding region runs from base 1352 to 2059 and encodes 235 amino acids. The record is from RefSeq and is a predicted model, not a curated record. Gene Ontology annotation, cellular component: nucleus; transcription regulator complex. Gene Ontology annotation, biological process: eye development; regulation of transcription by RNA polymerase II.